Paramuricea clavata is the source of this 724-nucleotide messenger RNA. NCBI's taxonomy places the organism in Eukaryota, Metazoa, Cnidaria, Anthozoa, Malacalcyonacea, Plexauridae. The record is from the annotation of a GenBank genome assembly.
AAUUUUAAGAAGCACAAUUCACAAUCUUUCGACAUCGACGGUGAAGUUAAAUCCUGUAACCCCUCGACAAUCGCAAAUGCGUUCGGUGAGUUUUUUGCAGGAACUGUCAAAACGUUAAAGGAAAAGGCUUUUCCUUUAUGCGAUUUUGCCUGGAGAACGCCCGCGAGUAUGUCAGUUAGAACUGACCUGAAAUUCAAAUUCCAACCGGUCUCGAAAUUCGAAGUUGAACGAAAACUAAAAUCAAUUAAACGCAGCAAAGCAACGGGUCUCGAUGAUUUACCUCCAGGGUUACUGAAAGACUCUGCUGAGUUGAUAGCUGCUCCCUUGACGCACUUGGUUAACCUCUCACUAGCAACAAACAUUUUCCCAGCUGAUUGGAAAAAUGCCAAGAUCAUACCAAUAUAUAAGUCUGGAGCACAUUCAAACCUAGAUAACUAUCGACCAAUUUCGAUACUACCGGUCCUGUCUAAAAUCAUUGAAAAGAUAGUCCACCGUCAACUAAUGUCAUUUUUGGACAAAAAUUCUCUCUUGUCUGAGUUUCAGUUUGGCUUCCGCCGUGGCCUUUCGACUGAGCUUGCAACAACCUUAUUAUUGGAUGAUAUACGUAGAGAAGUUGAUUCGGGGAAACUAGUUGGUGCCGUAUUUAUUGACUUGAGUAAGGCUUUUGACACAAUCAGCCACGCAAAGUUACUAGAUAAACUUUCUCGAUAUGGAAUAAAUGACG